ACCCAAGGGAAACAUGCUAGAUGGCCUUCGAACUACAGUAGAACUACAGUGAACAUGGGAAGGUAAGUCCAAGGGAAUAAUUUGGUUCUUUAUAUCAGCUAUGCUAUCAAUGGAUACAAAUAGAGCGUCUUGGAAUGUGUCGUUGAAGACCGAUGAUCGAAUUAUGAGAACCUUCUCGGUCGUCGGGCGAAGAUUUUCGGUAGACGAGUCUCGUUCUCGAGUUGGUCCUGGUGAGAGAGAAACAGCAGCUCAUGAAAAAGGAAAUUCGCUGCGAAUCCAGGUCCUUGGAAGAUCAAUAAUAAAUUGCAAACUGCGCCGAGCAAUGUCAUGUAGAAGCACUCUUCAGCACCAAAAAACACUACACUGUGGAUGGUUAUCAAAAACUGGUGGCCAGUGGCCAAGAACAAUAAAAAGAAGAUGGUUUGAGAUAAAAGGAGACCAGCUUUACUAUUUUCGAUCUAAAGGGGAUUCUAAACCAAUUGCUGGAAUACCACUGGCAGGGAAUCGUGUUGAAAGACGGACAGGAGAUGGAACUCAUCAGUUUCAAUUUGAAAUUGUUUCUGGUGAACAACGUAUUGGAAAGCCUGUCACCGACACCCAUGAAUCAUAUCUGUUUAUUGCUUCAUCUCAAAAGGAUCUAGAGCAAUGGAUGAAAGCUAUAAAUAUAAUAAUUUAUACACCGUUUGGUGGAGGAAUGUUUGGAAGAUCAAUUGAAGAUACAGUAAAGGUUGAUUCAAGAAGAGGUGGUGGAAUGGUGCCUAUUAUCAUCGAAAAAUGUGUAGAAUAUGUUAGAAACUAUGAGCCUCUUGAGGAAGGUGUUUUUCGUUUGAGUGGAAAUGUGCAAGAGGUUGAUGACUUAUUAAAUAGAUUCAAUAAAGGCGAGAUAGUAGACUUGGUGUCUGAAAGACAUGGCAUUCAUACAAUAGCUUCGUUACUAAAGGCCUACUUAAGAAGUCUUCCAGAACCUGUUAUUCCAUUUAGUUUCUACGACAAAUGUACAAGCAUUGUCUGCACUUAUAACGAUGAUCGAGAUACGGAGGUGGAAAAACUCAGCAUAGUGUUAAAGUCAAUUUCAAAAGCAAGUCUGAAUACCUUAAAGUACAUAAGUCGAUUUUUGCACGAAUUUCAAGGUCACCAGCAAGUAACAAAAAUGACCUUAGCAAACUUGGCAGUUGUUUUUGGGCCUAACGUCCUCAGUCCAAAUUCUGAGAAUCCACAAGUGCUGAUGGAAAGCUCAAGCAUGAUCGCACAGUCCAUGGAAUUCUUCAUCAAGAACCACGCAAAUCUCUUCCCUCAAACCGAUGAUGAGAAAUAUUAUAACCCAAGAUCUCCAGACGCGACACCACCAAAAAGCCACAGACAAGUUUCAAGCAGCCCCUCAUUCUCCUUCGACAUGGAAUCUACAGAUGUGUCUUCUAAAAGCGACACAGUAAGAAAGUCAGCAACUUUCCCCAGGUUUUCCAGGCUUGGUUCACUAAGCAAUUCAUUAGCAGGUGCAUCGUUGAAUGGUCUAUCAGAGUCAGAGGAAGGCCAAGACUACGAGACACAAGUUAACGAAUUGGCCCUGGAGCUGGAACUACAACGUUCGCAAUUUGAAGUACAAGUUCAAGAAUUAGAAAAUCAGCUUGAUGUACAAAACAAAAUAAUCGCCAUGUUGAAAAUACGGUUGCACGAGGAGCAUAAAGCCAGGACAUCUGCUGAAAAGAGACUCGAGUUAUAUCGUCUUGGUAUACAAGAAUACUGUCAGAAAUUUGGACAUGUUGAUAUAAGCAUUCCCUAAUGUGUAGAGGAAAAGAUGGUAAAUUGAUGUUUAUAUUCGACCCUAGGAACACACUUAAUAUUUCAUCCUAUCAAAUUUAUAUGGUCGUUAAAUUCAAUGUAGAAUUUUUCUAUUUUCGUGUAUUUUUAUACUAAUAAAUCAUAUGGUUGUGCUAAUGAUUUUUUUGGAAAAGCGAAAUAAUGUGUGGUAUUCUACAAAGAUUCACAAAAUUUACCCUAAUCUCUAAGAAACAAUAAGCACAACUUAGGAAUCAGCUGUUGGAAAUAUUAAAAUUUUUGAUUAAAUGAUAUCGUAUUGCUUAAUAAAUUUAAAGUGUAACAAAGCUUGUUAUUGUCUGAUUAAUAUUUCCGGUAGUACCACUCGCUGUAUAUCAAAUAUGCACCAGUUUUUGCCUAGAUGAUCGUUUAAUGUUGCUAUAUGGCUGCUUGAGUAUGCCAACGAAUGGUUCAUAACGACAAGCACUAAUUAUGUAGAAUGAGAUAAUGCAUGUAAGUUUAAUCUUUCCAAUAAACAUCUAAAUUUGAAGUUUUCUUA
Rhopilema esculentum is the source of this 2314-nucleotide messenger RNA. Its product is annotated as rho GTPase-activating protein 24. Gene Ontology annotation, biological process: activation of GTPase activity; signal transduction. Gene Ontology annotation, molecular function: GTPase activator activity. Lineage: Eukaryota; Metazoa; Cnidaria; Scyphozoa; Rhizostomeae; Rhizostomatidae. The record is from RefSeq and is a predicted model, not a curated record.